Messenger RNA from Neohortaea acidophila, 1876 nucleotides. RefSeq lists its product as uncharacterized. The record is from RefSeq and is a predicted model, not a curated record. Bases 163 to 1710 code for a protein of 515 amino acids. NCBI's taxonomy places the organism in Eukaryota, Fungi, Ascomycota, Dothideomycetes, Mycosphaerellales, Teratosphaeriaceae. The transcript is spliced from 2 exons.
CGGAGCCUCGUCGUGCGUCAACAACGUCCACCUCAGAUCCUGGUGCUACAUAUGCCAGCAUUCCCACAGCUCUCAUGAAAAUCAACAGUCACACAAUAAUCUCGACGACUACACCGACAGCAUCUGUUUGACCAGGCUAGCGAGAACGGAUUUCCGCUCAACAUGGCUAUCGCGAUCCCUUCGAGUCCGAUCGUAGAGGCGAGCUCGCUUGCGACUGUUCACGAACUUGCAGCCAAUCCGCCGUCACUUCCCAUACUUCAAUACCCGGGAGCGGCGCCGUUGAUCCUGUACAUUGCCCGGGUGCCUGGAAGUCGAGAUGUCUUCCUCACACCUGUGAGGCCGCGCGAGAAGGUCGUCACGGCGUCAGAUGUGCAGAGUUCGCUUUACUACGUUCACAUCAACUGUGCGGAACCCGAUUUGCCAGCGAAACCAGCUACAACAGAAGGCCGAGGUGGCGCACAUUCGACAUACUUGCCGAAGCAGACGUCUCGACGGGAAAGUGCACCACCCUUGCCACGCCGACCUGUGCCGCCUCCCUCACCACCCGAACUUGGUGAGGACGAACUGCCUCCACUACCGUCCAGACCGGGCAUCUUACGGCAAAACACGAUUCCGCGCAAGCCCGUCUUACCUGUCAGGACUCGGCUCAUGACAAAUGGAAUCGACUUGCCAACCCUCCCACCUCGACCACUGCCUCCGACGCCAGUCGAAGACAAAUCUCCGAGCGUUGCCAGCGAGCCUGCAAUUCUCUACCCGCAAGAAUCGAGUUCUACGCUUGUAUCUGGCACGCUCACUCUCAUCCGCCGUAACGCCGGAUCGAACGAGCAAUGGAACGUGGCGACGAUUCAUGACCCGCCUGUCCAGGAAUUGAGCUCGACUUCUAUCCUCAUGCCAACAGCUAAGCGCCGCACGAAGAAAGGAGGCGCGCCGAUGUAUCUAGAAAUUGCCACUCCCGGCUAUCGUCGCUUCAUCCCGCCUGAUGGGUUGCGGACUGAGUCUCGAAUAAGCUCGUCCACAGUGUCGUCUUCUGAGAGUGACGAAAUACUACCAGAGGAAGUAUUUCGUCGACGACUAUACAUGCCCGGCUCCAAGUACGCAGAGCAUGGGUACGGCAGAAUCUCUCAUCAUCGCAAGGGAUCAUCGAUCAGCUCCACCGGCUCUACUGGUGACGCCUCGAGCAUACCCACAUCCCUCCGCACGGAUAGACAUAGUGUUGACUUCAGCACAAUGACCAACAGACCCAGCGCAGACUGGAGGAGCAAAGGCUACACCUUCACCUCACCCUGGGACGGCCAGUGCGAAUUCACGACAGGCGCAACAGGACGCACACUAAAAUGCCGACAUCACCUUCCUCACAUGAACACCGGACAACAGCCAGCGGUAAUAGACGUCAGCGAGCUGCGUUUCAACCUCCCGACUUCUGCGGCUAAGAGCACAACUUCGCCCAUAUCACCACGGGCGUCGUACUUUUCCGAUCGACAACAUCUACUCGAUGCACUUCCUGCAGAUGGAUCGCAGAGUCCUAGCAUUGUUUUGGAUGAGAAUGGCAGGAUUGAUCUGAGUCUGGGACAGGAGAGGGCGGGUGGUGGACUUGGAGGGAAGCAGGCAAAGCUGGGCAAGUUGAUCAUCGAGCCCGAGGGCCUGUGUAUGCUUGAUCUGCUAGUUGCGUCGAAUCUGGCUCUUUGGUGGAGGGCUUGGGAGAGGGUGUGAAGAGAAAUCAACGACAGCUGUCUCUACGAGUAUUCCAGAUAUAUCCAGGACAUCAUGAUAGCGGUACAUACAACUACGACACUCGGAAUUAUGCCCGUUGAUCGGCUAUACGACAUUUGAGAUGAUGGAGACGCCGAGAAUCUAGACCCCGCGCGAAGCCGUCCAC